UUAAAUGUCGUGCAUUAUGCAAAAAGCAAACGCAAAUCAAAACAACACGCCCGUGAAUGUGAAGAAAAGCCAUCAGCUGAUUUCGAAAUUCGAAAGACCUUGAUUGCUUAUAUCUUCUAUUCUGUAUAGGUCUAGCGUAGCUGAGAUCGGUUUCCAAGGCAUCAGCCAUGUCUCACUUCUACUCUGAGAUUGAGAAGCUGACCAAGUUGGACGGUCCCACGGGUGGACCCGACAUGAGAUGGCAGAGGAAAGCCAAGGAAGUCAGCAGCUGCGGGAAUGUCUCCAUGAACAAGAGCCUCAAUACCAGCUCCAUGUCGCCCAUGAAGAUGUCCAACAGAUCCUUCGGUGUUGCCAAAACGCCUUCCAAGACCCCAGGAGGAACCAUCAGAUCAAAAACACCAGGGAAAGGGAAAUCAAAGACCCCAACGAGGACCCCUGGCGGAGAUCGUUUCAUUCCCAACAGGAGUGCAACAAACUUUGACCUGGGUAACUUCAAGCUCCAGGACCAGUCAACCAAUAUUGGGGAGAACACAGACCCCGCCCUGAUGAUGAGCCCAUCCAAGCUGGAGUACCAGAAGGCAAUGGCCGAGAACCUAAACGGAGAUCUGAUGAAUUCAAAGAUCCUCUGCUAUAAGAACAAACCGCCCAAUGCUCCUGAAGGUUAUCAGAACAACUUGAAGGUGAUGUACUCUCACAACAAGACGCCUGGUUCUACCAAGAAGCCUAUCAGACACAUACCCCAGCAACCAGAACGUAUUCUAGAUGCCCCAGAUAUGCUGGAUGACUACUAUCUGAACCUUCUUGACUGGAGCUGUCACAACCAUCUUGCAGUAGCCUUAGCCAACAAUGUAUACCUUUGGAAUGCUGCCAGUGGGGACAUCAAGCAGCUCAUGCAGCUGGAAGGCCCUGAGGACUACGUCACCUCAGUCAGCUGGAUCACAGAAGGCAACUACUUGGCAGUUGGAACAAGCUCUGGAGAUGUACAGCUUUGGGAUGUAGAGAGUGGUAAGAGGCUACGAUGUAUGCAGGGACAUGCAGCUAGAGUUGGAUCCCUCUCAUGGAAUUCAUACAUUCUCAGCAGUGGUUCACGGAGCGGUAACAUCCAUCACCACGAUGUGCGUGUGGCUUCGUACCACGUUGGCACCCUAGCCGGCCACACCCAAGAGGUAUGCGGUCUCAAGUGGUCCCCCGAUGGGCGCUACCUGGCCAGCGGGGGUAACGACAACCUCCUCAACAUCUGGCCCACGUUCUCGGCCACGCCCUGCAACGUACCCAUCUAUACACUCAACCAACACCAGGCUGCAGUCAAGGCUCUUGCAUGGUGCCCAUGGCAACCCAGUGUAUUGGCCAGCGGAGGAGGGACGGCCGAUAGACACAUCAGGUUCUGGAACAGCAACACUGGAUCCUGUCUCAAUAGUGUGGACACCAAGUCACAGGUAUGCGCCCUCUUGUGGUCUAAGGAGCACAAGGAGUUGAUAUCUGCCCAUGGUUUCGCUCAGAACCAGCUGGUUAUCUGGAAGUACCCCACCAUGGUCAGAAUAGCAGAACUCUUAGGGCACACCUCACGCAUCCUCCACAUGGCUAUGAGCCCAGACGGCACAACGGUUGUCUCUGCCGCGGCCGAUGAAACGUUACGGCUCUGGAAGUGCUUCUCCGUCGACCCGAAGUCAAAGAAGGAGAAGAGCUCCAACUCGGUCAAGUUGCCUAGCAACAGCAUUAGCAGACGACAGAACAUUCGCUGAACUUCCAAUGAACAAAAAGAAUACCUGGACUUUUGAUAUUCUCUAAUUAAGAAGGACAUAUUCAGCUGAUAGUGGUGCUAUGAUAGUCAUUGAUGAUUUUGAUUCUCUUGUAUUUGGACUAUUUCUGAAUAAUCAGCGGCCAUGUCCUAUAAAGAGUUGCGAUUGAUGCAUAUAUUGAUCAUAAGUAUGAUCGCAAGUUUGAUUGUAAGUUUGAUUACAAGUUUGAUCGAAAGUCCUCCUAGCGAUCACAAACUUACAAUUUCUUAUCUCUUUAGUAGCGUACUGAGUUGAGCUUGAUAUCAGAUUACCAUUGAUUUGAAACAACUGCAGCUAUUUGUAAGAUGGGCCAAGAACUACAAGCAUUCCCAAGGUUUUUUAGUGGCAUUGAUGUGGAUAAGACAUGAGAGGAAGAAAGGUAAAUAGUGAAAGUGAGAGUAUAGAUUAAUGGAGAUGAAGAAGAAGAAGAAGGAGGAAGAGAGAGUGUUGUAGAGAGACAGAAGAAGGGAAUGUGUAUGAGAGACUACUACAGUUACCAGGGGGGUGUUUCAUAAAGCUGUUUGUAAAGUUACGCAUGACUUUACGAACGACUUGUAUAUGAAAAGCCAAAUGGGAUGCUCAAUCAUUAUUGAUUA
Messenger RNA from Strongylocentrotus purpuratus (purple sea urchin), 2374 nucleotides. RefSeq names its product cell division cycle protein 20 homolog. Gene Ontology annotation, biological process: positive regulation of anaphase-promoting complex-dependent catabolic process; positive regulation of ubiquitin protein ligase activity; anaphase-promoting complex-dependent catabolic process. The transcript has 10 exons. The record is from RefSeq and is a predicted model, not a curated record. Lineage: Eukaryota; Metazoa; Echinodermata; Echinoidea; Camarodonta; Strongylocentrotidae. Gene Ontology annotation, molecular function: ubiquitin ligase activator activity; anaphase-promoting complex binding; protein binding. Gene Ontology annotation, cellular component: anaphase-promoting complex. The coding region runs from base 168 to 1742 and encodes 524 amino acids.